GAGAGCAGGACGUGGACGAGCCAGACACGAGGAAGAAAAGUCUCCCGUUUUAAUUCAAGCCGACUUUCGUUAGGUCUCGGUCCCCAUCAUGUCAGUUCGUCGGGCCGGUUUGGUGCUACUGUGCGCGGUGUUGGCGGUGACUCGCGCCCGCAGGAGUUCACCGGAGCAGGAGGAUGUUCAGGAGAAAAUCAACAGCGCCAGAUGCAUGUCCAGGUGCCUCACUCUGCACAUGACUCAGCUAACCGCUGCCUUCAGACACCUCCAGAGUGACCAAGUUCUGGUUUGGUGUGAAAACCACAGGCGCUGCGGUCAGUGCCUUCAGCCAUGCAGAGAACUGUGGGAAACCAGGAAGGUGCUGUCUCCAAAAUCCUGUGAGAAGCAGACAGAGUGUGUGACGAGCAGGGAGUUUCUGGCUUCUCUGAGGUUGUCUCGCCAGGGUGACUGUUCCCCGCCUCAGCGAGCUACCGGAUUCGCUGCAGCUUGCGUGGAGAGCUGCUCGUCAGAUGAGCAUUGUCCCUCCCCGAGAAAGUGCUGUUCCAAUGGCUGUGGACACACUUGUCAAGCUCCAGCCAAUCUAUUCAAAGGUGUUCCCCUGAAGCCUCGCAGAGAGAUGAGCUUUGUGGAGGAUUCAGAGGGUCAUGUGAAGGUGGCGUGGGUGUCAAAGUUCAAUGUCAGCGUGGAGCCCGUCAUUUACAUGCUUCAGUCUCGCUGGAAUAUAGGCAUCCAUCCCAGUGAAGACCAUGCCACUCCAUGGACCACUGUUACCAUGACCCUCUCUGAAGAUGUGCUUCUGUCAGAUCUGAGACCUCAGCGCUGGUAUCAGUUCAGAGUAGCAGCCAUCAACAGUCAUGGCAGCAGAGGCUUCACAACACCAAGUAAACACUACAUCUCCAGUAAAGAUCCCUCCCCUCCAGAACCUCCAGUAAAUAUCAGAGUGAGCAACCAGACUUUAGAGUGGAUGAGUUCACAACCAGGGUCCCAAUUCACAGAAAGGACAAGAGGAAGUGGGGUCACAGUGGCGGUCUUAUUACGCUGGGAGCCCCCCAGAGAGGGAGACCUGCCGGUCCACAACUACAGAGUCACCUGGAUGUCUCGACAUAUACACACAGUGCAUAAACACACACACACUUUACAUGGACACACACGUGCAGUUCACAACAACAUGCACACACAGCCUACACACCCGCGCACAUCAGAACAGGGUAAAAAGGGGAGCAACAGCAGAGUGACAAAGGGGGCGCAGUGUGAGUUGUGGCUGCAGGGUCUGCUGCCUGCCACUUCCUACUUUGUGUCUGUCCAGACAGUAGCCUUCUGGGGUCAGAAGAGGCUGAAGAGUCCCAGAGCUCAAAUUGUGUUCACUACAAUAACUCAUACAGGCGAACACUUCUCCAAUGAGCUCCCAUCUUCCCUGUCACCCUCCUCCCCUUCCUCCUCUCUUCCUCACCCUGAAUCCCCUCCGAAUCCCGUCACCACUGACAACCUGCGCCUGGAGGUCGCCGCACCGCAUUACCAUGACAACCAGCUGCAGGUCAAGGUGUUCUGGAAGUGGCCUUACCACAGCAGACACCCUGGUCCAUACAUUUUGCGGUGGCAUCCACAUACCUGCGCUACUAAUGUUACAAGCACAGAGAGAACAACAACUGUGCAGGGCACCCAUCACACCAUCACAGGUCUGUUGUUUGCCUGUAAGUACCGGGUUGCUGUGGCAAUGAAGGCUGACCCAGGGUCAGAGGCUGUUGCCUGGGUUACGACCCCAACUUGCUCCUCCAUCAGGGUCAGAGGAGGCAAAACUUUGCCCUGCAACGCUGACGAGCGCCUCCUGGCAGGCAAAAAGGUGGUACUGCGUCCAGAACGACUGACUGCAUCUUUUCAACAAAUCAAUGGCACCUUAUUCACUACUUUUCGGUGGCGGAUGUCCCAGCAUGCACUGGACCCAGCAGCUGUCGAGGGGUUCCAGUUCACCUGGACGCUGCAGUCAGGGGUUACUAUGGCAACAGAGGGGCAGGAAGACACACUUAUUUCCCAGACACAGACAAUUGCUCCGUCUCAGCGGUCAGUGACAGUUCGUGGUCUUCAGAUGGACAGUGUCUAUCAGCUGCAGCUCCAGGUGUUAACAGCAGGGGGCAUCAACGGCACUGCAGUCUCCAAGACCAUACAUACUCCAGCUAUCAACGCCACACUUUGAUAGGCCCCAAACCCCUCAGCUGCCACUGACUGCUGCCCCCACAAUCAUCUUUGACAACAUCCACUUCUCUACUGUUUUCCACAGUUUAACAUGGUUUCAUUGCAGUUCAAGUGCAGACGACUUUAGCAAAGCUAUAAAAUAAAGAAAGUGUGAAGCACAAAGUAUAUUCCCAUAGGUAUUUCCUACUAGUUUUUCUUUCACUUUAAUCACUUUUCAAACAUCAGGAUGGCUGUAAACUUGCUCUAAUGGAAAUAAUGAUUUGCGUUUAAUCUCUCAGCUGAUGCAAAGGUUGUCGACUUAGACUAUAUCAUUGUGUAAAAUUUUCUAAAUUUACUGUACCUGUACAUGGUGCCAGUUUAAAAAGCAAUACGGACUUACAGUUAGUCUUGGCAGUGCAGUGUGCAUCCGUAAACCAUAUUUUCUCCAUUUUUUUUUAAAAAAAACGACGCAUUUUCCAAACAAUUCCUCUUGGCAUUGGUACCACAUUGCCACAGCAUUGCAAGACAUGUAUGUGAAAAGUGAAACUUCCUCACAUGGCUGCUUCUGUACAUGUUCGGUGGGUCUAAUGUUGUCCAAUCACCUAACAUCACUGGAGCCAAAUGACACUUGUAAAGAGACUUAUUAUGCCUAUUGUUUUUGACCAUGCUAGUAGAGAAUAAUAUAGCACUGACCUUAUGUACAAAUAGUAAUGUAUAGCAACAGACUGUUCUUAUUUCAAUGCAUUAUCUGCUGCAUUAUCUUUGAAGCUAAUGGGUCUGACUUGGUGUGCAGAAGUAAGCUCAAAUGUUUUGAUAUUUCGUUCAUAUGUUUUUAAAAAAACUGUCUGAAUUUUAUGCUUGUUUAAUACAUUUUGAACAUUAUGGUACACCCGUUUCACUAAACAAUGAUAUGUGACAUUUUUACACAGUUAAUAUUAUACCUUUGGUAGGUUUCUUUGUUUUACAGAAGUCAUGUCAUUGCUUUGAAAAGAUUGGGAACUACUGGUAUAAAGCAACCAGUAAUUAUGUUAAUAUUCUCUCCAUGUAACCUUUUUACUGUUGAUAAUUUUGUACUUAAUUCCUUUACUUUUUGACUGUUAGUUUUAUUUAUUGUUUUCCAGCCUUAGAUUUUUAUAAUUAAAGAUUAUCAGGA
This is a messenger RNA of Toxotes jaculatrix (banded archerfish), 3316 nucleotides long. It is a transcript of the gene anos1b, whose product is annotated as anosmin 1b. Lineage: Eukaryota; Metazoa; Chordata; Actinopteri; Toxotidae. The record is from RefSeq and is a predicted model, not a curated record. The coding region runs from base 89 to 2185 and encodes 698 amino acids. Gene Ontology annotation, biological process: neuron differentiation. Gene Ontology annotation, cellular component: extracellular region; cell surface. Gene Ontology annotation, molecular function: protein binding; peptidase inhibitor activity. The transcript has 15 exons.